Messenger RNA from Anoplopoma fimbria (sablefish), 1375 nucleotides. RefSeq names its product chloride intracellular channel 2 (gene clic2). Bases 157 to 891 code for a protein of 244 amino acids. The record is from RefSeq and is a predicted model, not a curated record. Gene Ontology annotation, biological process: chloride transmembrane transport; negative regulation of ryanodine-sensitive calcium-release channel activity. Gene Ontology annotation, molecular function: chloride channel activity. Lineage: Eukaryota; Metazoa; Chordata; Actinopteri; Perciformes; Anoplopomatidae. The transcript has 7 exons.
CUCUCACUAGUGAAGUAUGUUCAGAGCGAUAGCCUUCAAGGAGCCCUCAGAGAAAACACAACCAGCCAGGAGCUCUGUGGUUGGAUUUCUGGGAAGCAAAGAACUAAAGGAGAAACUUUGACUGAAAAAAGUGAAGUUAACUUUUUUUGGGACGACAUGGCACUUCGACAGAACUCUGAAAACGAGCCAAGCAUCGAGUUGUUCAUUAAGGCUGGACACGAUGGUGAGAACGUGGGGAACUGCCCCUUCUGUCAGAGGCUCUUCAUGGUUUUAUGGCUGAAGGGAGUGAAGUUUACAGUGACCACUGUGGAUAUGAGGAAGAAGCCAGCUGAGCUCAAAGACCUGGCCCCCGGGACCAACCCUCCUUUCCUCCUCUACAAUGGCACCCUCAAAACAGAUUUUAUCAAAAUUGAGGAAUUUCUUGAACAAACACUGGCCCCUCCCAGGUAUCCUCAUCUCAGCCCGCUAAACAAAGAGUCCUUUGACGUGGGUGCCGACAUUUUUGCAAAGUUCUCUGCUUUCAUCAAGAACAGUCCCAACAACGCCUUCCACGAGAAAAACCUGCUGCGGGAGUUCAAGCGUCUGGACAACUACCUGAUCUCGCCCGUCCCUGAGGAGGUCGACCACAACUCCAGAGAAACCAUCACCGUCUCCAAGAGGAAGUUUCUGGACAGCGACCGCCUCACCUUAGCUGACUGCAACCUGCUGCCCAAACUGCAUGUUAUCAGGGUUGCUGCCAAGAAGUACUGCGACUUUGACAUUCCCGCAGAGUUCACAGGUGUGUGGCGAUACCUUCAAAACGCCUUCCAGAGAGAGGAGUUCAAACAGACGUGUCCAGCCGACAUUGAGAUCGAGAAAACAUACUUCAGCGUGGCCAACAAGAGGAAAUAAAACCUUUUGGAUUUUCUGUAAUUAAUGUCCUGUUUUCACUCAAUGUAACUCUGCAUGAAAAUAUGGUGAUCUGCAGAGGGCGCUGUCACCUACAAGAAUAAACUGCUGCAAUGAAUCAGACAAAAUUCCCCUUAAAAAACCUUCACCUGUUGUUGCAGUAAGACUUUGGGACACGCUGAAGCAAAAUGUUUUAUUGGUUGUUUGUAUUGACUGAUUAUCCAUAGUCACUCACAGACAGAUGGUACCUUCAUGCCACGUUAAAAGGCCAAAUGUGCAAUUGAUAUUUUUGUUUAUAGUGUAAAUAGAUAUUUUUCCAGGUUUUUAUGAUCAAAACCCUCAUCAAUAUAUAUGUGAUUAUGUUAGUGUGAACAGCAGCUGCAGAAACGUUCACAAACAGUUAAUUUCCAUACCAAUCAUUAAAUACACUGCUGUAUCUGAUAUGAUUCAAUAUUCUCACUGUCACACUAAUAAAUAAUAUCAAAUU